UAUAAUAAUAAAUAUUAUAAUUAGAAUAUAUAAAAAAUAUAAUAAUAUAUUGAUUACAAUGUCUCCAACGACCGACAUCUCUCAUUGCCAAGAUCAUAGCCGCCAAGUACUAUAAGAAUUGUUCUAUAUUGGAAGCUCGACUGGGAAGCAAACCAAGCUACACGUGGAGAAGCUUGCUCAGUGCACAAGACUUUCUGUGUGCCGGCCUUCGUUGGCGAGUGGGUAAAGGUGCCAAAGUGGAGAUUUGGGGGGACCAGUGGCUCCCUACAGAACUAGCUUUCGUCCCCUCAGCCCCGAGACAUCUCCCGGUGGACGCAAUAGUUCGAGACCCUAUCGACUCCGCAACGGAAAGCUGGGACCUUGAUUUGCUUCAUAAUUUCUUUCCUGAUCCGACUGUGCAUACUAUAAUGGUCAUCCCUCUUCGGGGGAGUGAGGAGCAAGAUCGCCUCGUAUGGCGUCAUAGUGAUGAUGGCCGUUAUUCUAUUAAGAGUGGGUAGAAGUAAUGGCUAGCGGGUUUUAUGCAGGAGGAGGGGAUUGGUCCACGGGGUGAUGAGAAAUUCUGGAAGGCUAUUUGGACCAUGAAAGUCCCUCCCAAAGUUCGUCAUUUUUUGUGGAAGUUCUCCAGGGAUAUUCUCCCAACAGGAGUGAAAGUGGUUACAAAGAACCCACAACGGAGUGAUGAAUGCCCGUUCUGCGACCAAAAGGAAACCCAACACCACCUGUUCCUCGAGUGCAGUUGGAGCAGCCAGAUAGGGAGAGGAUCACCGUGGGAAAGCGCGUUUACUGUGCAUGGAUCGUCGGACUGCAUGAAAUUGAUGGCGGAGGUGAUGAAGCAUGAGAGCUUGGACCUGGAGGAAUCGUGGGCUAUGGUACUAUGGGCGAUAUGGAAGGAAAAAAAUGCACAUCUAUUUAACGGCCCCAAAUGGCCAGAGGAUGAGAUUUUACAACGUGCACUUUCAAUUCUUGAUGACUACAGGAAGAACCAAGGCCCCGAGGAAGCAGUACCAGGCGACGCGUAGGAGGAACGUUGGGAGAGACCGGCGGAAUGGUGGAUCAAGAUCAAUACGGAUGCCAGACUUUUGGCUAAUGAUGGGAUAGGCCUGGGAGUAGUUUAUCGAGACCAUCGGGGGUGCUUUCUUGCUGCGGCAACGAAGAUGGUUCGUGGUUCCUUUGGAGUGGAAAUGGCAGAAGCGCUGGCGGCAGAGUUCGGAGUCCAAUUAACGCACCAGCUAGGUUUCCAUCGCUUUCAGCUUGAAUUGACAGCUUGACGUUGGUUGAGAAAGUAGUGCAGGCUCAAGAUGUGCAGACCGAGAUUGGAGUCAUCUGCAAGCGGAUUUCUCGUCUUCUACAGGAGCAGACUCCGUCCCCGGGAAGUGUUAAACAUGUAAGGCAAUCGGCGAAUAAUUCAGCACAUAUCAUGGCUCACUACGAGACUAGUUGGGAUAGCAAAGAAGUGUGGCUUGAUAAUCCACCUACUUUCCUUGUUGAUCAGUUACAGCUGUAUUAUGUAACAUUUUCCUCCGACUAAUUGAAUUACAAGUUACCCGUAAAAAAUAAAAAAAACAAUCGCACAAACCCUUUUGUUUCUUUAUUUCACAAGAAGUUGUUGAAAGUUGAAGCACCCUUUUGUAAAAGAAAACAAGUUGAAUGAC
This is a messenger RNA of Linum trigynum, 1652 nucleotides long. Lineage: Eukaryota; Viridiplantae; Streptophyta; Magnoliopsida; Malpighiales; Linaceae. The record is from the annotation of a GenBank genome assembly.